Closterium sp. NIES-65 is the source of this 1362-nucleotide messenger RNA. Lineage: Eukaryota; Viridiplantae; Streptophyta; Zygnematophyceae; Desmidiales; Closteriaceae. The record is from the annotation of a GenBank genome assembly.
AUGACCCCCCACCCCAUGUACAUCACCCUCUACUACAUAGUCACCUGGCUCCCUGACUGUCUCCGCGUAGAAAGGGACCACUUCCUCUCAGUUUGCCCCACCACUCUCACCGUUGACCUCCUCGAGAAGGCCCUCCUAGCAGCAGAGAAGAGCGUAGUCGCUGUAGGAGCCUCUCGUGGUGACCCUCGCACCCCCGUCUUUGAGGGGUGUUCUCCCUCCCCCCUAUUGCCCUCUGUUUCCUCUGAUGCUGAAACCGGCCUCGUUGGUUUCGAGUCGGUCGGCGCUGCGUCUGCCACGAGUGGGAAACGCCGCACCGGCAAGGGCAAGGGGGGCAAGGGCACUGGAGGGGCUGGAGGGGGCGGUGGAGGUGGUGGUGGAGGCAGUGGAGGGAGUGGGGGUGGUGGUGGGAGUGGUGCCGGGGGUGGCGGCGGCGGCGGCAGCAGUGGAGGCGGCGGACGCGGUGGUGGUGGCGGAGGGAGCGGAGGCGGCGGAGGGAGCAGAGGCGGCGGAGGUGGAGGACGCGGCGGAGGUGGCAACGGCGGCGGCGGUGGUGGAGCGAGUCGCGACUCUGCGCAGAGGAGUGGCUCAGGUGGUGGUCCGCGCCAGCAGCAGCGGAGUGGUGUGACCCUGUCCCCUCAGCAGCUUCGUGAGUGGAACACUGCGCGUCAGCGUGGUGGGGGUUUUGGUCCCUGCACUUACGUCCUCCGUACCGGCGACCGAGGUGGUGAGCAGUGCGGAGGCCCGCACUCCACCCAGCGCUGCUUCGGUCGCCUGACGGACGCGUGGCAUCGCCAGUUCCCCGAGGCGUCAGAGAUCCCUCGCUGGGGAGAUCUGUCUAGGGCGGGGUAUGCUAUCUUUGAUCUUGAUUUUGAUGCUAUUCUUGCUGCUAUGGAUGCUUUUGAUACUAGUGUUGUGGGUGACUGUAACCUGUGUGAGCCGCUUGAUCCGGGCAUUGAGGCCGCUGCUCUAGGUGCUGGUGAGGCUGCUGCUCUAGGUGCUAGGGCGUCUGCUGCCCCAGGUGCCAGUGCGUCUGCUGCCCCAGGUGCUGGUGAGUCUGCUCUCUUAGGUACUACGUCGGCUCAGGCCUUCCACAACUUCACCCUUGACUCGGGUGCGUCCCGCUCCUUCUUUCGAGACCGCACCACUCUUACGCCGCUCUGUCGGCCGGUUGCAGUCUCCCUGGGAGACCCCUCUGGGGGACCUGUCCUUCCUAGCUUCUCCACUGUCUUACCGUGCCCGGCAGCCCCCUCUGGCACCCUGUCAGGUCUCUACCUCCCCUCGUUCUCUACGAACUUGGUGAGUGGAGCGGACCUACAGGAUAGGGGGGUCAACCAGGUCGAGCCUGUACACCCUUACAACUGA